CUGACAUGCUGCCCCCACCCCCCGCUUUUGUUGCCAUUGUAGGUGUUGGCGUGCAUCAAACGCUUCUGGUGCUCUGCUGGGAAUAUCAACAGGGUCUUUACUACUCGUAGCAGCCCUUAGCCAAAAUUAACAACCUCCUCGAAUCUCUGAGCUUCCCCAUGAGCUACUUCACCGCAGCCCAAGAAUGAAGAGCGACGCCUCACCCGCUGAACCCCCCGGCAUAUUCAAGCACGAACUUCUUCCACAAACAGCAAAGUACAUUAGGCUCCUCGAAGUCCUCGAGAGCAACUGUACCGAGGACAUCAAAAUCCGAUGCAAGUUAACAACAUGGCGGAUCACCGACGCACCACCAUAUCAUGCAAUCUCUUAUACCUGGGGAGACGCAGGGUCCAAUGCGACAAUCCUCAUCGACGAGAAGCCCUUCACAAUCCGUAAAAACUGCGAAUUUGUGUUGAAGCAAGCCCGCUGGUGUAAAAUAGGCCGCUACUAUUGGGUCGACUCUAUAUGCAUCGACCAGGAAAACUUCGAAGAAAAAAGCACACAGGUUUCGAUAAUGGGCAAGAUCUACCAACAGGCUGCCCACGUCCUGGCAAGCGUGGGCGACCACAUGGACGACAGUCAUUUUCUCUUCCAGAAGGCACAACAAAUCUUGAUGGCCCGAGUAAGUUCAGAGGCGAGACGCCGCAUGGUGAUUUACCUGGCCGGGGAAGUGGCUAUGGUCCGCAGACUCCUGUGGGCUGCUAUCAGCUUCACCCAACGUCCAUAUUUCACGCGCAUGUGGGUCUUGCAGGAACAACAGCACGCCAAACAGGUCACUUUCUUGUGCGGGCCAGACAUGGCAACAAAAGAAGUCGUGCGCAACGUCACGUCCUUGGCGUUGACCUUUUGCAGAAGGCUCCUGGUUGAGGGGCCCCGGGAGUCACCCCUUCUGGCAGUACGAAUGUGGCAACCCGCGGACCCCCACGCGAUACCUAAGAGUCACGACCUGGCAAGGGAUAGAGAAGGUGCCCUGGCAAUGAAGAAAGGACUACUGAUAGCUCUCCAUGUUCUGUCAGAAGACCCAACCGAGCGCAGGAUAUCAUCGCUGUUGGACACCGCGAGCGGACUGCGGUGCGCCGAUAACAAGGACAAGAUAUACGGCAUAGUCUCGUUGUUGGACUGGGGGCCCGUUAGGCCAGUCAAACCCGACUACACCAAAACGGAUUUCGAGGUUGCUUUGGACUUCGUGCUGGCAAUAUCGAGACUGAGGAGGCACAGAAUGAUCAGCUCCUUGACGGCAGUGUCCAAGUUCACAUGGCGGAACCUGGGGCUCAACCUCGAGUCGGACGGUGUCGUUGAGGCAGUCGCAGCACGUCACGGGCCCCCCUCGACCCCAGAGUCGAAGCCGAGAGUCUCAUCGACGGCGAUGGUCAUCACCGGGCCCGGCUACGUCAUCCAGCCCGGCUCUCUGUCCGACGGCCCCGGGUGCACGACCUGGACCGCGUCAAGGCUGAACGGCUGGAAGAUCCACCUGCCCCCAUGGGCGAGACCCGGCGACUUUGCCGUCUUUUCCGAGAGCCUCCGCAUGUUCUCGAGCCCGGUGCUGGUCAGGAUGGUGCCCUUCGAUGCGCCGGGGACUGCCAUUGGGGACGAGGGCGGUCUCGUCAUCGGGCACGGGUUCUGCGAGGCAUCCGUCUACCACGGGGUCUUUGACGAACCUCACGAGCACCGCUUCCUGAUACACUGGGAUGUUGAGGACGAGAUGAUCUCCAGCCUGGUAGCAGAACGCCUGAGCACAGUGAAAACAUUCUCACGUGAGUGGAUUCACGCGCUCGGUACGGGUGUUUGUAGGAGGCAAACGCCUGUGUCGUCCUACGCGGCUAUAGACUGGUACAAUUAUACCGAUCUAGUCCCUUAA
Molecule: messenger RNA, 1897 nt
Organism: Diaporthe batatas
Lineage: Eukaryota; Fungi; Ascomycota; Sordariomycetes; Diaporthales; Diaporthaceae
Exons: 1
Coding region: 185-1897 (570 amino acids)
Source: RefSeq, a predicted model, not a curated record